Molecule: messenger RNA, 2385 nt
Organism: Callorhinchus milii (elephant shark)
Lineage: Eukaryota; Metazoa; Chordata; Chondrichthyes; Chimaeriformes; Callorhinchidae
Gene: inpp5jb
Product: inositol polyphosphate-5-phosphatase Jb
Exons: 12
Coding region: 69-1991 (640 amino acids)
Biological process (GO): negative regulation of peptidyl-serine phosphorylation; phosphatidylinositol dephosphorylation
Cellular component (GO): plasma membrane; ruffle; cytoplasm
Molecular function (GO): phosphatidylinositol-3,4,5-trisphosphate 5-phosphatase activity; phosphatidylinositol-4,5-bisphosphate 5-phosphatase activity
Source: RefSeq, a predicted model, not a curated record
AGCCCCCAUCGCAGGCACCAGACUCCCUGUCUGUGGGUUGGGGGGAUUCGCCAGAGGAUGGAUUCAGGAUGCACCUCGUGACGUGGAACGUGGGGACCGCCGUUCCGCCUGACGACGUCACCUCCCUUCUGGGACUGAACGCUGUCGACCGUCGGAUUGACAUGUUUGUCAUUGGUCUGCAGGAGGUGAACUCGAUGAUAAACAAAAGACUCAAAGAUGCCAUUUUCACAGACCAGUGGAGCGAGCUCUUUAUGGACACGCUUAAUCCCUUUGGCUACGUGUUGGUGACCUCGGAGCGGAUGCAAGGGCAGCUGCUACUGCUCUUUGCCAAGUAUUACCACCUGCCGUAUCUGCAGGACAUCCAGACCGACUGCACCAGGACUGGGCUCGGUGGAUACUGGGGUAACAAGGGGGGAAUCAGUGCACGGCUGUCGCUCUAUGGCCACAUGAUCUGUUUCCUGAACUGCCAUCUCCCGGCUCACCUGGAGAACUCGGAGCAGCGGAUGGAGAGUUUCCAGAACAUUCUGCAGCUCCAGCAAUUCAGCGGCCGUUCCGCCAACGGCGUGCUCGACCACGAUUUGCUGUUCUGGUUCGGGGAUCUGAAUUUCCGCAUCGAGCAGUACGACAUCCAGUCCGUGAAAAACGCCAUUGACAGGAACAAGCUGGGGCUGUUGUGGGACAAGGACCAGUUAAACAUAGCGAAGGUGAUGCAGCCGGCAUUGGAUGGGUUCCAGGAGGGUCUCCUGAACUUCAGGCCCACGUAUAAGUACGAUGUGGGGACCAACACAUAUGAUACGAGCUCGAAGAAACGCAAACCUGCCUGGACCGACCGUAUCCUGUGGAGAGUGAAAGUUGCCGACAACUACAAUCAGUCAGUGGGCAGGAGGCCGGGGGAGGCUGAGGUGCCCUCAGUGCAGGUGUUUCAGUGCUCGUACCGCAGUCACAUGGAGUAUCUCGUCAGCGACCACAAACCCGUGGCUGCUGUCUUCUCCCUGAAGUUUGCCCACAAGCUGGAGUUGCCACUGGUCCAGCUGCAGGUGGAGGAUGAAUGGACUAAGCCGGCGGACGCUGUGGUGAGGUACAGGAUGGACAUCUCCUUCCCGAAGAGCUCGUGGGACUGGAUCGGGCUGUACAAGGUGGGCUUCAAGCAUCACAAGGACUAUGUGGCGUAUGUGUGGGCCAAGCAUGAUGAGUCUGACCCCAUGAGGCAGUGUUAUCAGGCGCUGUUCAGUGAGGAAGUGCUGCCGAGAGGGAUGGGAGAAUUCAUCCUGUGUUACUACAGCAACAACCACAACACCAUUGUGGGGGUGACUGAGCCAUUCCAGAUUUCGCUGCCGUCCUCGAGCUCCCACUCCAGCCUGUCUGACAGCUCUGACUCCAGCUCGGACGAGGAGCAGACCAGCACGCUCAGCCUCAUCCGGCCCAACUCCCGCAGCCCCAGCCCGGGCAAGAGGAAGCAGCGAGGGAGCAGGAGCCGCAGUAAGAGCCCGGUGGCGUCUAUCAGCAAGUCCCUGCAGGGGCUCAAACUGGGCGGCAAGAGCAAGAGUAAAAGCCGGAGUCCGUCACCCAGGAGGUACGAGCAGCUCAAAGAGCCGGGAGCCAACGUGGCCAGGGCUGGGAGAGGAAGCCCAGAGACCUCAAGCAACACCGGGAACAGACUCUCUCCUGUCGUCGCUUCAGAAGCCUCAGCGGCUCAUGGGAAAGGCCCGGCGAAGCCUAGUGGGCAGGCUACAGACCAGGAUGGCAAGGGACAGAGUGGCAUCUCUUCCCGAUGCUCCAAAUCACCAGCUGGAGACAGGUCCACCAGGCAAGCUCCCUCCCAGCCGGGCACUGGGAAGAGGAGCUCGGCAGCCCCCAACCCCAGUGUCCAGGUCACCGCCGCAGACUCCGGUCUACAGGCUCCGGGCAAAGCCGCGGUGUCGCCUAACAGGGGCCGCAGCCCCGAGGGCGGUCACCGGCUCAGAGCAGAGCCUCACACUGCAGCCAACUAGCUCCCAGGCAGCCUGGCCUCACACGGGCUGUGGGCAGGCAAUCAUUCUCAUCCAGGGAAAAAUUCCAGUCAAGAGGUUGUGAUUUAUUUAUUGUAGGGAUCAAAGCCCACGUGAUACAGCACUCAAAAACUGUCUUCACACUAAAGGCGCAGCUGGUUUCUGGGACAUGAGCCGUAGACAGUGUAGAUAUCAGGGUUACCUGAACCACGUGUAAUGCAUCAUCCUGUUAGAGCUCACAGCGCACUCUGUCUCGCCCUCCCUCCCGCGCUCUCCCUCUGCCGCUCUCUUUCCCUGUCCCUCCAUCCCUUUGCAUCUCUCUUUCACUGUUGCUAUCUUUCUUUUUUCCCAUCUGCUUCUCUCUCUCUCUCUCUCUAUUUCCAUCUCUUUGUCUCUC